Molecule: messenger RNA, 1305 nt
Organism: Naumovozyma dairenensis CBS 421
Lineage: Eukaryota; Fungi; Ascomycota; Saccharomycetes; Saccharomycetales; Saccharomycetaceae
Gene: SAE2
Product: ssDNA endodeoxyribonuclease SAE2
Exons: 1
Coding region: 1-1305 (434 amino acids)
Biological process (GO): DNA repair
Source: RefSeq, a predicted model, not a curated record
AUGCCUGAUCCAAUACGAUUGAAAUCCAAUUUGGCCCUUCUUGCUACUUUAAGCUUAGAAGAACUUAUAAACGUUCAAUUAGAUGUCACUUUGUUGCUGGAAGCCAAGAUAAAAGAAAUACGAGCGCACCCUGUCAUUGAGGAGAAGGAAGGACCAGAAGCAAGCAGAGCGUCUCCAUUCCAUGAGAAAGAACAGUCCUGUACAAAUUUCAGAUUACUAAACGAGGCAGCUAAAGACGAUUCAUUUAAGCACCCAAACGUACUGAUUGAAGAAGACAAGAAUGUGCCAGCUGGAGAUGAUACCGAGAAUUUGAUCCUUACACAAUUUGAUCCCGAGACAAGGGAUAAAUUAUUGAAUAAUCAUGAUCUCCCUGUUUCAAUUAAGCUGAGUUUUCACCUCAACUUGAUACGCUAUACGAAAAACGAAGAAAAAAAUAUACGUUCAGUAUCGCCGUUAAGUAAAACUGCGAUUAAGUGUGAAACCGAUUGCAGUUCUCCCUUGAAAGAACCCAUCACACUGUCACAAAAUGAUGUACAACUCAGGGAUGAUUUUCCAUUAGAUAAGAGGGACCUUGAGAAUAUGAACUAUGAAUUAGAUGGGGAGGAAGCAAUUGCAGAUAGUAUUAGUGACUUAGACUUCAUUCAGGGAAUAGAAAAGUUUGAGCCCACCUUUAAAAGACCAUUGAAUUUGAUAGGUGAAAAUAAUGCACAGAAACCGAAUCCCAAAAAAUUAAAAAGGGACAGUACCAAACCAAAUACUAAUAUCACACCAACUUUCCUGAAUCUAGAUAAAAAAUCUACACAAAAAAUACCUCUCGUGGAUUUCAAUACCAAUCCACUUACUGAGAAACCAUGGAUUCUUGAAGAUUUUAAACCCAAUGAAAAUAAAGCUUUUAUAAGAAGAGGACGCCUUAAAUUGGAAAAUUUCUAUAAGAAAGCUGGAAAACCAAUUAAUCUGCCAGCAAAUGGUAAAAGUGAUGCUUUCUUGGAUGACAGUGUCAAUGCUGACAAUAUUGAAUUUCAAUUCGAUAAUUUGAGACAGAGAGCAAAGUCACCUCCAGGAUUUGGAAGAUUAGAUUUCCCAACGACACAAGAGAGAGUCGAUGAUAAGGAAAAAUCUCAAGAAAUAAUACAGCAAAAAACGAGGUACAGAUUUCUCAUGGCAAUACAGAACAAUCUCCCGCCGCAAGAGAGGAGGUAUAUAUUUAAAAAAGAGAAACUAAAUCGAAUUGUAGAUGGUAGCCAAUUUUCAUGGUCUCCGAGUGAGCUGAAGAUAUAUGAACGGAAACCAAGAAAGAGAAGCUGA